AUGACUGAAAUUCUUAACAUCGGAGGCGAGCCGGUUUUUGACGAUCUCAUCGUCAAGAUCGAGACUCACACGUACAACCCGUACGCCAACACAACGUUCGACUAUAGCGACGAGAUACGAAUACCUAUACAACAGCAGGAUCUGUAUACGUUGCCGUGCGAAAGUUUUCUCUACGUCGAAGGAACAUUGACGGUGACCAGAGCAGCCGGCCAAGCCGAUAACGUGGUAUUGGGGAAUAAUUGCGUCGCGUUCAUGUUCGAGGAAAUUCGAUACGAGCUCGACGGUGUGGAGAUUGAUCACUGCAGAAACGUAGGAAUAACCAGCACGCUCAAGAACUACGUUACGGUAUCGUCCGACAGAAGCGUGAUCCUGCGAAACACGGGUUGGGAACCGCAUAAUAACGCGAACGAAUACUUCAAUUUCUGCGUACCGCUCAACCUGUUACUGGGAUUUUGCGAGGAUUACAAACGCGUGUGGCGAAUGCCUCACGUGGUAUUGAGCGAGGUCAACAAGCUGUCGAUGCUGCGCGCCUUGGAAAACGGACGAUAUCUAAGUAUGGGUUUCUGUUCGUGGGAUCUGUACGAGUAUCCCCUGUUGCAGAACACGACCAAGCACUCGUGGGCCAUUAAGACCGCGACUCAGCUCGAGAAACCGCGAUACGUCGUCUUCGCUCUGCAAACGGGUCGGAAGAACGUUAUGUCCGCGGACACGAACCGAUUCGACGACUGCAAAUUGACCAACGUGAAACUCUACCUAAACUCGGAAGUCUAUCCGUACGACGAUUUGAAUUUGGACUUUG
Molecule: messenger RNA, 799 nt
Organism: Temnothorax curvispinosus
Lineage: Eukaryota; Metazoa; Arthropoda; Insecta; Hymenoptera; Formicidae
Exons: 2
Source: RefSeq, a predicted model, not a curated record